Molecule: messenger RNA, 1814 nt
Organism: Gastrolobium bilobum
Lineage: Eukaryota; Viridiplantae; Streptophyta; Magnoliopsida; Fabales; Fabaceae
Product: calcium-dependent protein kinase SK5
Exons: 7
Coding region: 184-1692 (502 amino acids)
Biological process (GO): peptidyl-serine phosphorylation; protein autophosphorylation; intracellular signal transduction
Cellular component (GO): nucleus; cytoplasm
Molecular function (GO): ATP binding; calcium/calmodulin-dependent protein kinase activity; calcium ion binding
Source: RefSeq, a predicted model, not a curated record
CCUUUUUUUCUUCUUUUGUAGAGAGAGAGAGAGAAACAGAGAUCCCAAAAAAAUGCUGUUUGAGAAAAUAUAGGAUGCCGAAAAAUUUGAUCACAGUUUGUAAUAGAUAGUGAAGAAGAUAUUUUGUUUUUUAUCUGUGGUGUCUUCUCUUCUGUGUUGGGUUUCCGACAAUAAUAGAAUACAAUGGCGAAAUCGAACACAAACACGCUGCCAUUGAAACCCGUAUGGGUUUUACCGUACCGCACACAAAUCAUAACUGAGUUGUACGCGCUGGGUAGAAAACUCGGUCAGGGUCAAUUCGGAACGACGUACCUCUGCACGCACAAGUCCACGGGUCGCAGGUACGCGUGCAAGUCGAUCCCGAAGAGGAAGCUGUUAUGCAAGGAGGAUUACGAGGAUGUGUGGAGGGAGAUUCAGAUAAUGCACCACUUGUCGGAGCAUCCGCACGUGGUUCGAAUCGACGGCACGUACGAGGACGCGCUGGCCGUGCAUCUGGUGAUGGAGCUGUGUGAAGGUGGAGAACUGUUCGACAGGAUCGUGCAGAAGGGGCAUUACAGUGAGAGACAAGCUGCGAAGUUGAUAAAGACAAUUGUUGAGGUUGUUGAGUCUUGUCACUCUCUUGGUGUCAUGCAUAGGGACCUCAAACCUGAGAACUUCCUUUUUGAUACCGUUGAUGAGGAUGCUAAGCUUAAAGCCACCGAUUUUGGUUUGUCGGUUUUUUACAAGCCUGGUGAAUCCUUUUGUGAUGUUGUUGGGAGCCCAUACUAUGUCGCACCAGAAGUCUUGCGCAAGCACUACGGACCUGAAUCAGAUGUGUGGAGUGCCGGGGUUAUUCUGUACAUCUUAUUAAGUGGGGUGCCACCAUUUUGGGCAGAAACCGAGCCGGGGAUCUUCCGACAGAUUUUACUAGGAAAACUUGAUUUUCAGUCUGAGCCUUGGCCUAGCAUUUCAGACAGCGCCAAGGAUCUAAUUCGGAAAAUGCUUGAUCAAAAUCCAAAAUCAAGGCUUACAGCAUAUGAAGUACUCCGCCACCCAUGGAUUGUUGAUGACAACAUUGCACCUGAUAAACCUCUUGAUUCUGCGGUUUUAUCACGUUUGAAGCAGUUCUCUGCAAUGAAUAAACUGAAAAAGAUGGCUUUGCGUGUUAUUGCUGAGAGGCUAUCUGAGGAAGAAAUUGGUGGCCUAAAAGAGUUAUUCAAGAUGAUUGACACAGACAACAGUGGAACCAUAACGUUUGACGAGUUAAAAGAUGGCUUGAAGCGAGUAGGAUCUGAACUUAUGGAGUCUGAAAUCAAGGAUCUUAUGGAUGCCGCGGAUAUUGAUAAAAGUGGGACAAUUGACUAUGGUGAAUUCAUUGCUGCUACUGUUCAUUUAAAUAAACUGGAGAGAGAGGAAAACCUGGUGUCAGCCUUCUCCUAUUUUGACAAAGAUGGUAGUGGUUACAUAACCAUUGAUGAGAUUCAACAAGCUUGUAAGGACUUUGGUUUAGAGGAUGUCCAUAUUGAUGAAAUGAUCAAGGAAAUUGAUCAGGAUAACGAUGGACAAAUAGAUUAUGGGGAAUUUGCUGCCAUGAUGAGAAAGGGCAAUGGAGGGAUAGGAAGGCGAACUAUGAGAAAAACACUCAAUUUAAGAGAUGCUCUGGGAUUAGUAGGCAAUGGAUCCAAUCAAGUUAUUGAUGGUUACCACCUUUAGUAUUUACUUGGAGACCAAAAAAUUGACAGAAGAUAAUUUGAUAAAUUUCAAUAUUAUAUGUAACUUGACCAAAUUUUGCAUAUCUAUUAAUAGACCUAUAUUUACAAAAGUUUUUCAACUUG